CGCGGAAGGUGUGUGUUCACUCAGCUCGAGCGCUGUUAACAGGGGCUCCCAGACUGUGAACGCGCCUCCACGCACUCACGCGAAGACAAACAAACUUAUCUGGAUGGAGAUCGUUUGUUACAUAACUUACUGGAAACAAAGCCUCUGACACACUGGAUUUAUUUUAGGGGCCCCCACUCACUAUCGCAGCGUGUGGCCCCUCGGACAGAGGUGGGAUAAUCUGAGCCCUCCUGGCACCUCGAUGCCCAAACAGAGGCGGAGGUCGCUGAGAGAGGCGGUGUUCUUCCAUUCGUCUCCGGUUGGCGACGGAUCCCGGAGAGGAGGAGGAGGAGGAGGAGGAGGACGCGCAGGAAACUUUUCAUCCAUAGAGAUUUGUGAUGAUCAAGCACAGAUGGCGGAACAGUUCAGUGGGCAAGCAGGCUUUCUCUCCGACGGUAACCGGGGGAGAGUGUGCCUAGUUCCGCAGGUGACCAUCACGUCUGAUGGGGACUCACGGGAGAUCACUGAGGAGGAUCUGGAGGAGGAGGUGAACGGACGGCUGCGCCGUAAACUCUCCAACUCCUCCAUCUCCUCCAACGGCUCCUCCACGGCGUUUGACGAGUCGGAGGAUGACAUCCUCAGCGACAACGAGACCAAAAGCAAAGGCAUCGUGACACUCGAGCAUUUGGGGGACUCAGUAGAUUCAGGAGAGCAAAGCAAUGCCUGGUGGAAGCUGAAGACUAUUGUCAGUUGCCCAUUAGUGAACUCACAGCGAAGACGACUAUCCUGGGUACAGUUAGCAGGCCAUAAAGGCAGCUUUAAAGCAGGGGAUGAGGGCUCCAUCCUGAAGAAGUUCUCAGAGAAUGAGAAGCUGUGUUUCGAGAGGCUGAAAGAGGACGCUUUACAUUCCUUCGUGCCCAGCUACUAUGGGGUGGUCGAGAGAGACGGAGAGCUUUUUCUCAAAAUGAGAGACCUUUUGGCCAAAUUUGAUUUGCCCAAUGUCAUGGACUGCAAGAUGGGAGUGAGGACAUAUCUGGAGGAGGAGUUGGCGCGGGCCAGGGUGAAGCCAAAGCUGCGUGAAGACUUGUAUAAUAAGAUGCUGGAGGUGGACGGAGAGGCUCCUACAGCGGAGGAGAAGAAACAGAAGGCUGUUACCAAACCACGUUAUAUGCAGUGGAGAGAAAGUCUCAGCUCUACUAACACUCUGGGCUUCCGGAUUGAGGGUAUCAAGAGGGGGGAAACCUGCAACACAGACUUUAAAAAGACCCGGUCAAAGGAAGAUGUCAUUCAGGUCUUUAAGGAUUUCGUCAAAGGCAAUAAAAACAUAACUAACUCCUAUAUUACAAGGCUUGAAGAUAUUAAACAGGCACUGAAAGCCUCAGAGUUCUUCAAGAAACACGAGGUAAUUGGGAGUUCGCUUCUCUUCAUUCACGAUCACACAGAGAGAGCUGAAGUCUGGCUCAUUGAUUUUGGUAAGACUACACCACUCCUAGACGGACAGAAUCUGGAUCACUACAGACCCUGGGAGGAGGGCAACCGGGAAGACGGAUACUUGUGGGGCCUGGAGAACCUGCUGCAAACCCUUUCCUCAUUGGCCAGGGAGUGACCUUCUGACUGCAAACUUCUCACUGUCCGAGUGACAGCCACAGCAUGCUAAUAGACACUUUUAAACCUUCUGCAGUGCAUUAUAGGGAGGCUACCAGAGACGAAGUCCAUUACUUUACAGUGUUAGGCUGUAAAAGCAUUUCACCCUGAUCAUGGUUUUAAUAAAUGCACCAUGAAUAUGUCUGUUGUCAUAAUGCAUUAUACAGUUACUCUUCCCCACAGUCCAAAAAAAAAAAAAGAGAAAGACAAAACGUAAUUGUAAAGAAAUGCAUAUGAGGGCACAAUUUAUGUGUGCAUAUAAAACUAAUUUCAAUCACUUAAGCAUAGACCUUUCAAUCAAAAAUUGUAAUAUAAUGAGGAACAAAAUCAGUUUAGCUUGUCCAGUUUCUUUGGCUGGGUUUGCAUGCUGGAAUCUAUUAAAGUCAAGUGUUUAUUUCUGCGCACUUCAUAUAAGACUUCAUAUAAUCAAAUUUAGUUGUAAGCAACAUUUUGUUCAAUGUCUAGGCCCUGCAAACACUAGUCAAACAAUUGACGUUGCACAUCUGACUGUUUCUUAAAGUACCAUCAAACUAAAGUGUAUAGUUGGUGUAGCACAUGCAUUGAAGUGUGUUAUGUAGAAUGCAUAUACAGUGAUACAAUGUGAAUGAUGCACAACAGUAGUGCAUUUAUUGUACAAUAGAAUGAUAUGUAUCGCUUUGACUGUAGUGAUCAAUCAUGGGUGGACUUAUUAAUUCUUUCUUGGAUAUAUUAUAUUGGUUUUAAGAACCUGGGUUGUCAUUUUCUCUACCUGCACACCACUGAAAGUGUUUCAUUAUCAGACAAACUUAACCUUGUGACACUAUUUUGUUUAUGGGGGCAGGUGAGUUUUGUUACAGUGUUCCCUGUGCAGUAUGUUUAUGACAAAUAAAAAAAAACAUCUGCUCAAAAAUCA
This is a messenger RNA of Carassius carassius (crucian carp), 2515 nucleotides long. RefSeq names its product inositol-trisphosphate 3-kinase A-like. The record is from RefSeq and is a predicted model, not a curated record. The coding region runs from base 242 to 1585 and encodes 447 amino acids. NCBI's taxonomy places the organism in Eukaryota, Metazoa, Chordata, Actinopteri, Cypriniformes, Cyprinidae. Gene Ontology annotation, molecular function: inositol tetrakisphosphate kinase activity; inositol-1,4,5-trisphosphate 3-kinase activity. Gene Ontology annotation, biological process: inositol phosphate biosynthetic process. The transcript has 7 exons. Gene Ontology annotation, cellular component: cytoplasm; nucleus.